UCUCGAGCCAGUGGCACAGUCAGUGAGAGCAGCGCGAGCACCUUCUGUCUGCGGUACCCUAGUUGAAUGCCCCUGAGCACCACCCGACUUCAGUGGCACAUAUUUGUCUGGUCGUCUCUCGUCAAUUUAAGUCUGGUCGUCUCUCGUCGAAUUUAAUGUCUAUAAUUAUCUCUCCUAGUUGAGGUGGCGCGAGGAAGAGCGGUCGUGGGCGACACACACGAACAAGGUCCGCAGCAUGUUAAGCUACUGUUGAAUGCAGGUGGCAGAGUGCUGUCGCUGUCCCCGGUGCUGAAUGCGCUCGCCAGCGGAUCUGUGGCAAGUGUUGCGAGACAGUAAACGGCUUAUGGUCGAGACAAUACGCAUGGACUGACGUGAAUGCUGAACAACAGCCAGGCGGUUAACAUAGCGCUGUUCAGAGUAAAUGGGAUCUCAAGUCCUCUAAUGUUUGAAGGAUGGAGAAAUUGUUCCUGUCAACCGUGCCACUGCUAAUUCUCAGCUGUCUAGGUGUCUCUCGCGUCUUAGCGGACAGCUUGGCGGCUCCUGUCAAUGUGACCAUCAAGGCUCUGAAGGCCAACUCUGCUGUGGUGACAUGGGACAUCCCCGAGGGGGACCCCGUCAUCGGAUUCGCAAUCACACAACAGAAAAAGGAUGUGCGCAUGCUGCGCUUCAUCCAAGAAGUGAACACUACCACCCGCUCCUGUGCAUUAUGGGACUUGGCGGAGGAGACCGACUAUAUUGUGCACGUGCAGUCCAUCAGCAUGAGUGGGCCCAUGAGUCCGCACAGCGAACCCCUGCGCUUCCGCACGCCCAAGGAGGCCGAGACACUGGCCUCCAAGAGUAAAGACGAGGUGACCAUGGAGGAAGUGGGAGCUCAGCUGAGGGCGGGGGAGUUCAUCAUUAUCGUGGUGGUGCUGAUCAUGUGGGCAGGUGUGAUCGCUCUCUUCUGCCGUCAGUAUGACAUCAUCAAAGACAACGAGCCCAACAACAACAAGGACAAAGCCAAGACCUCAUCAGAAUGCAGUACUCCGGAGCACCCGACGGGGGGGCUGUUGCGCAGUAAGUUCCCCAAGAACAAUAACAACAACAACCGGACGCCAUCUGUGAACAUCAUCGGGCUGUGAUGGCCAGGACCCUCUCUAAUCCAAAGGACUGAGUGUCUUCUGAACAGAGCAACCAAAAUGCCCAUCUGCUUGUUAGGGUGAAGCUGGGACUGUGGGCGCGCCCCCUCGGUCGUGCCCAGCCCUUUGGCACGGGCCUGGGUGUGAACUGGGCCCCCCGGACUCCAGGGGUCAGGCCUCAGUGGAGAGGCUCUAGGUGUGGUGGCAGGACGGUGGCUGUCACUGCUCUAAUCACUGCCACAGGGCCAAGGAGUUAAGGGCCAAAUGGAUUCAGCUGUAAGCUGAGAAACAGACGGGAGAUAUGAACAUGGCCAGGGGACUGCAGGUAACCCGGGCCAGAGACCAUCACUCUCUUAGCUUCAGUGGAGGCUGCUGAGGGGAGGACUGCUAAUAAUAAUGGCUGGAACAGAGAUUUAUGGCUGGAAUGGAGUUAAUGGAAUGGUAUCAAACUUGUCAAAAACAUGAAAACCAUGUGUUUGUUACCAUUCCAUUAACAUUCCAUUAUUAUGAGCCAUCCUCCCCUCAGCAGCCUCCACUGCUCAGCUUGUUAUCAAUGAACUGAAACACACUGUUUCCCCCCUGUUCACCAUGCUGCAACCGAGGCUGGAGCACUGAGAACCCUGUGAAAAUGAAUACCACCUGUUGUAUCUCCUCUCUUACACAGUAACCUUGUUUAUUUACUUAUUUGUCUCCUAUCAAGCUCUUGCUGUAAGGCAUAUACUGUCCUUACUACCGUUUAUCUCGUUUGACAUAUUAUGCCUCUUAUUCAAACUCAAACUAUAUCACUGUAUCAAAAUCUGUUUUCUUUUUUAUCAAUCUACUCAUGAAAACUUAUUUGCGAGUAUACCAACAGAGAUCAGUUAUCUUAUUGCUGAGGUACCACUUUAAUAAAUCUCCCUCUGGUUAAACUCCCUGAAACAUCAUCUGAGAGAUGUUUUCAUUCGAUCAGGGAAUCCAGACAACACAAGGCUAAUUUGGGAGGCCUUCCUGACGCAAGGCGACGGCAAGACACUUGUGCUGCAGAAUUCUCAAAAUACAGUGCCCCUUGAAUUAUCGAUCUACACACAAUACCCUAUAAUAACAAAAU
Molecule: messenger RNA, 2205 nt
Organism: Coregonus clupeaformis (lake whitefish)
Lineage: Eukaryota; Metazoa; Chordata; Actinopteri; Salmoniformes; Salmonidae
Product: fibronectin type III domain-containing protein 5-like
Exons: 6
Coding region: 453-1121 (222 amino acids)
Molecular function (GO): protein binding
Source: RefSeq, a predicted model, not a curated record